CCCCCCUCUCCCUGGGCCUUGCCGCCUGCUGGCCUCCGCCGUGUCGCCUCCCCCUCCCCCUGCGUGAGCCGUCCUACACUUCCCGGCACGCCCUGUGAGUGGACCCGUGCGCCCGAAUCUCCGCCAAAAAUAGCCAGGCUCACUUGUCAUUGAUCUGCCUUGUAUAUGCACGCGAAAAGGCCGCCCUCAGUCAAAGUCGACUCGCCGGUUCCCUGAGCCAGCCCCCCCGUCUCGCUUUUCUCCGCCACCCCCUUCGCGCACCCUAUCCCCCUCCGUGCGCCGACUAUGGCCCACAUUCACGACCCGCGCUCGCCGCCGGUGACAGCCUCCGGAGCGCCUGCUCCCGCUGUCAACCCCGCUGUCGCCGCCGGUAACCCUGGCGGGGCUCACUACGCCGCUGCUCCCGCCCAUCGCGCCCCCGCCGCCGGCCAGUCCCGUCGCUCCGGACAGGAAACCAGCCGCACCAUGAUGGUCACCACUGUCGGGGAAAAGUUCCGCGUUGGCAAGAAGAUCGGCGAGGGCAGCUUCGGCAUCAUCCAUGAGGGUACCUCGCUGUCGAACCCGGAGACCAAGGUCGCCGUGAAGUUUGAGUCGCGCAAGAGCGAGGCCCCGCAGCUGCGCGAUGAGUACCGCGCUUACCAGAUUCUCCAGGGCUCCCCUGGCAUUCCUCGUGUUUUCUACUUCGGUGUCGAGUCAAGCUUCAAUGUCCUUGUCAUCGAGCUGCUCGGUCCCAGCCUGGAGGACCUCUUCGAAGUGUGCAGCCGGACCUUCUCCGUCAAGACUGUCUGCAUGCUGGCCAAGCAGAUGCUCACCCGUGUCCGUGCCUGUCACGAGCGCGGCCUCAUCUACCGGGACAUCAAGCCGGACAACUUCCUGAUUGGCCGGAACUCCUCCCAGGAGGGGACCACCGUGUACCUGAUCGACUUUGGCAUGGCCAAGUACUACCGCGACCCGCACACCGGGCAGCACAUCCCCUACCGGGAAAAGAAGUCCCUCUCCGGCACCGCGCGCUACAUGUGUAUCAACACGCAUAUUGGCCGCGAACAAUCCCGCCGCGACGACCUCGAGGCAUUGGGACACGUUUUUAUGUACUUCCUCCGCGGUGCCCUUCCCUGGCAGGGGCUCAAGGCGCAGACCAACAAGCAGAAGUAUGAUAAGAUCGGCGAGAAGAAGCGCGAGAUCCGCGUGAACGACCUGUGCGCCGGGUACCCGGAGGAGUUCGCCAAGUAUUUGGGCUACGCGCGCAAUCUCAAGUUCGACGAAACCCCCGACUACGACUACCUGCUGAAGCUCUUCAACCAGGUUCUCAAGAAGGAGCAUCUGGUCGACGACCAGGUGUACGAUUGGCAGACGACGGCGCGCGGCGCGCCGCGGCCGGACCGCAACUCCCCCCAUCCCGGGGUCCCGCCGCACCAGACCUCCUCCUCGACGGCGGUGCUGCCCGGCAGUCGCGCGCACCUCGGCGAGGACCCCAGCAGCGGGUCCAACAAUGCCGCGUACCAGUCGCGCCAGGGGUCGGCCGACCCGCGGGCCGCCUCGCAGGCCGGGUCCAAUGUCUACCCCGGGGCCGGGAACAAGUCCGGCUCGCCCUCCUCCAGCCCCCAGGGCAACAGCUCCUCGCCCACCGGAGAAAGCCGCCGCCCGGGCUCCAAUCAGAACAGCUCCAGUCGCUGGAUGAACCCCUUCAGCUGCUUCCUCCGGUGAGCGGGCGGGAGGGGCCUGCCCUUUUUCUUUUCCUUUUUGCUGUCCGCCCGCUCUCUCUCUCUCUCUCUGCACAGAGGGCGAGGGGCGCGCCAACGCGACCACUGGGGGGGCUGCAGCGCGCGGGUGGGCGACAUACCCGCCCCCCUCCCCCUCGGCCCCUCUCCAAACUCCGUCUCUACAUGCCAACACCUUCCCCCCUGUGUGUUCUCCUCUGCUGAGGCGGCCGCAUUCUCCCCUCUGCUGCCCCCUUCGGCUCGUAUUGCCUCUAUCAUGGGGGGGGGGGAGAAGCGCGGCGGCUCUGGUGCAGCAACAGGGCACACCCUCGGCCCUGAGAAGAACACACACACAUACACACGCAUGCGUGCAUGCUCUCUAUCUCCCUCUCUCUCUCUCUCUCU
Fonticula alba is the source of this 2102-nucleotide messenger RNA. Its product is annotated as CK1/CK1/CK1-G protein kinase. Gene Ontology annotation, cellular component: nucleus; cytoplasm. The record is from RefSeq and is a predicted model, not a curated record. Bases 286 to 1704 code for a protein of 472 amino acids. Lineage: Eukaryota; Rotosphaerida; Fonticulaceae. The transcript is spliced from 9 exons. Gene Ontology annotation, molecular function: ATP binding; protein serine/threonine kinase activity. Gene Ontology annotation, biological process: peptidyl-serine phosphorylation; signal transduction; endocytosis.